Molecule: messenger RNA, 1116 nt
Organism: Symbiodinium natans
Lineage: Eukaryota; Dinophyceae; Suessiales; Symbiodiniaceae
Source: the annotation of a GenBank genome assembly
AUGGGCAAUCUGGACUCCACCUACGCGACCGUGCAAAGUCUCUACCUGGUCGUCUUGGACGUGCUAACAGCCUUGCUUCUGGCUGCCAGCCUGGUGAAGUAUUGUAGGAAGUAUGGCUGGGCACGUGUCGCGCACAGGGCGGGACAGCAGUUUGGCCGGUGCAGGGCUUGGCUCGCAGAUGUGCAGGAUCCUGAUCCGCAGGUGGCCCAGAAGCUUCAAGUUGCCCUGUGCCAGCUGCUAGUGCGCUGCUCAAGGAUCCUGGGCAUCUUCUCCUUCCUGUGGUUGGUAACGAUUCAAUGGUAUCAUUUUCGGAAUGAGGCUUAUAAGUUGCAGCCCAUGGACUUUACUUACAUGCUGGCAUAUCCAGUGUCCAUGUUCUGCGUCGUCUGCCAGAGGGCAGUGAAGCCCACAACCCUGGAUGUAUUCUACGCAUUGAACCAGCUCCUGUAUGCUGUCCCCAUUUGGCUGGCGCCGGCGGCCGACAUCAAGUAUUUAGCAGGCCUCACGCUACUCCCGCGCCUCUUUGCCGGGCUUUCGGCCAAGCACGUUGCUCUGCCGCUGUGCGGGCACGUCCUCCAUUCCCUUCUGGUUUUGAAGUGCCAGCACUUCCAGGCGCCUGUGGAUGUCGGUUUGCAGGCGGCAGAGCUGGUUGGCCUCUUUGCAGGGACAUGGCUGGUCCGCAGGCAGCUUCACACGAGCGUUCAGUUGAGCUUGGACCUGAAGAGCCGACAGAUCGAGCUGGAAGCCAUCUCCAACUUGCUCUUGGGCCUUUGCGAUUCCGUGGUGGAGCUCGACGAGGAUCUGCGGCUGACGGAGGAUUCCCGGCAGCUCUCCACAACGCUCCUGUCUGGAGAGCCUGGGUCCAGGGGCGGCCUGGCCGGGUCCGAGUUCAUCGAGUUCUUCUGUCCGGAGGACCGCACGGCAGUUCAGACCGCACUGUGCCAGGCGGCUGUGGGACUCGGGCGCGCACCUCUUAAAGCCGUCGUGUUUGUAACCUGCCAGGUUAACUCCAGGCAAACACUUGGAAUAUUGCACAUCUGGCUGGUUCUUAGGACCCCGUUUAAGAAGUCGAGAUAUCUUGAGCUGAAGGGAUCUGAGGCCAGCCCUGCAGCCUGA